AUGGUCAAGAAUGCAUCCACGUUGAACCUCGAAGCACCUCAGCCGGCCCUCUCGAACCCAACCCGCGGUAUCCCAAUUUUGACUUCCAUCUCAAACUCAAACACGUUCGCACUGAUCCCAAACCGCAGCUCGUUUCAACUCUAUAAAUACCUCUCAACCUCAAUCCUUCAUCAGCACGAAACACAAGCACUUAAAUCCCUCUCAAAAAUGGCAAAAACUCUUCUUCUCGCCUUUUUUAUAGCAGGAGUUCUCCUCCCGAGAACCCUAAUGGCUCAAAACUGCGGCUGCGCUGCCGACCAGUGCUGCAGCAAGUGGGGUUAUUGCGGCACCGGCGAUGAAUACUGUGGCACUGGGUGCCAGGCGGGUCCCUGCAACGCUGCACCGACAACUAACGACGUUUCGGUGGAGAGUAUUGUGACGAAUGAGUUCUUUAAUGGGAUUAUUGACCAGGCUGAUGCGAGUUGUGUUGGGAAAACCUUCUACUCUCGAUCAACUUUUCUUGAUGCUCUUGGCUCGUUCUCUACAUUUGGGAGGAUCGGCACUGACGAGGAUUCUAAACGUGAAAUUGCAGCCUUCUUUGCUCAUGUUACUCAUGAAACUGGACAUUUUUGCCAUACUGAAGAGAUAGAUGGUGCCACUAAGGACUAUUGUGAUGAAACAAACACACAGUAUCCCUGCAACCCUAGCAAAGGCUACUAUGGUCGUGGACCGAUUCAACUAUCCUGGAAUUUCAAUUAUGGACCGGCCGGAAAUGCCCUUGGCUUUGAUGGAUUAAACGCUCCUGAAACUGUUGCCAAUGAUCCUGUUAUAUCAUUCAAGACUGCCUUAUGGUAUUGGACCAAUUCAGUUCAACCUGUAAUGAACCAAGGGUUUGGUGCAACCAUUCGCGCCAUUAAUGGUGCUCUUGAAUGCGAUGGUGGAAACCCAAGCACGGUUCAGACUCGGAUUAACUAUUACACUGAUUAUUGCAACCAACUUGGUGUUUCUCCUGGGGGGGGGGGGGGGGUUUUGGGGGAGAUAAGCUUACCCGGCUAA
Messenger RNA from Pistacia vera, 1035 nucleotides. RefSeq names its product endochitinase EP3-like. Gene Ontology annotation, molecular function: chitinase activity; chitin binding. The transcript is spliced from 3 exons. Gene Ontology annotation, biological process: chitin catabolic process; cell wall macromolecule catabolic process. The record is from RefSeq and is a predicted model, not a curated record. Bases 1 to 1035 code for a protein of 344 amino acids. NCBI's taxonomy places the organism in Eukaryota, Viridiplantae, Streptophyta, Magnoliopsida, Sapindales, Anacardiaceae.